AUGUCUGAAGGCUUCAUCCAUUUAAAGAGACAAGUGUCCAACUCGAGUGACGAUGCCACAACCUUGAUCCAAGACGAUGAAAAGUUGGAGAAGGAAGUGCCCUCUUCGGUGAUGUACAUCCCGGAAGAAGGAAGAUUUGGUGAUCAUAGCACCCUAGUCGAUGGACAAACCGGAACUGGUUCCAGUAGCAAGGCUCUAUCCAGUACUGGCUUGUCUAAGAGAACUCAAAACAUGGCUGCGUCUCUCCAACAGCUCCAAUACAACGAAUACAAGAUCAGUUUGGAUAGAGCAAUCAACCAAACCAUCGAGCUCUUGUAUGAAUUGACGGAAGAAAAUCAAAAGAGACCAGUGUUUUACCCUACCAAGACUGGCACUAAUAACGAUCUUCUUUUAAACUCCAAAAGUGCUCACAUAGCCAUGAUCAUGAACGAAAAGUCUUCCAAGGCUCUUGAAAAGGCGAAGACUGCCAUGGAAGAAGAGGACGAAGAACUUCCAACCUUCAAGAUCUUGAAGCUUGACCUCAAGAGCGGUCACAAUGAAGACAACUUGAUGCAAAAUUUGGACAAGAAAUCCAUUUCCUCGCUUUUAACCAAGAAGUUGUCUCAGCAAGUCAAGUAUUUGCUUAACUUAAAGGAUCGUGUUGAUGACACCACCUCGAAGGUGUUUGUCACUGGUGACUUAAACUCGGGUAAGUCUACCUUCUGCAACGCUUUAUUGAGAAGAAAGCUUUUGCCUGAAGAUCAACAACCCUGUACCUCAGUAUUCUGCGAGGUUAUUGAUGCUUCAAAAGAAAAUAAUAGUAUAGAAGAAGUCCAUGCUGUUAGAAUUGGCUCGGAAUAUAAUCAAAGGGAUGAGAGCACCUACGAGAAAUUUCCACUUGAUAAAUUGGAAGACUUGGUCUAUGAUUUCGACUCAUACCAGCUUUUAAAGGUGUACGUUUUAGACAACAGGACCUUUCAAGAGAGCUUAUUACACAAUGGGGUGAUCGACAUCAAAUUGAUUGAUGCUCCGGGAUUGAACUUGGAUUCUUAUCAAACCACACAAGUAUUCUCUAGACAAGAAGAGAUUGAUCUUGUUGUUUUCGUGGUGAACUCGGAAAACCAUUUCACACUCUCAGCCAAAGAAUUCAUUGCAGCAACAGCAGCUGAAAAGAGAUACGUUUUCAUUGUCGUCAACAAAUUUGACAACAUCAAAAAUAAGGAAAGGUGUAUGCAAAGAAUUUUAGAUCAGGUAAAGACGUUGUCACCCGAUACAUACAAGAAUGCUAAGGAGUUUAUUCAUUUUGUUAGUUCUACUGAUGUCUUGGGUGACGAUGGCCCUGACGGUGAUGAUGAUCCAGAUAACAACGACGGUCCCGAAAGAUCAAAUCCUGACUUUGAUCACUUGGAAGCAUCUUUGAGAAAGUUUAUUUUGGAAAAGAGGGCUAUUUCUAAAUUGUUGCCAGCAAAGAGUUAUUUGCUCAACAUUUUGAAUGAUUUGGAGUCAUUGUCCAGACUCAAUGAGAAAGUGUAUACCAAGGCCAAAGAGCAAAAGGUGCAUGAACUCAAAAACCAGAUCAGUCCCAAGUACAACGAAAUAAUGUCUAAAAGUAUUAAAAUUGGUGACACAAUCAACAAUCUUAUUGAUCAUACCUAUACUGAGGUAUAUAACAAUACCAAGAAGGAAAUAUUGACUACUGUCAAUCAAUUGGGAGAGUCAUCUCUUGGGGUACAAUUCAACGGGAUUCAGAAUUUGUAUGAGUUUGCAAGAGACACGCAGCAACUGAUGUUUAACAGAAUCUUGGAAACGAUUAUCACUUGUGAAGAAGAUGCAAGAAGUAUAACCUCCGAAAAGGUCGAUGAGAUUAUCAAAUACGGUCAAAGCAACUUAGGUGAAGAGUUUUUGCAUGACAAAGUCUUCAACUCAGAACUCAUGUUUACCCGCAAACGUGAUUCCAUAAAGAAAAAGCUAGACGAUAGUAUUGAAUUUUCUGAUUUCUUCGACCCUUCAUUAGAGAGCUUCUUGUUGUGGAUUGGAGUUCCUAGUACAUUCGUCUCUACUACCAGAGACCAAAUCAAUUACUACAAUCCAGUCGGAUUAAUAACCAGUAUUCCUAGUAAUGCAAUGGCUUUAAAGCAGCUGGUUCCAUCUCAAUUAACGUUGCAUACCCUUUAUUCCUCGGGCAAGAUCCUCACUACUGGUGCACUUGCCAAAAAAGCCUGGGAAUUAUCGCAUGUGUUGACCCCAACUGUGAUCAAGAAGAUUGCCAUGCCACUCGUGGUUUGUGUUUCGGGUGUUACCAUCUAUUAUUUAUUGAAUGAUAUUCCGCAUGCCUUCCCUAGAAACCAGGCAAAGAAGAUAAAGAAACAGAUUCAUGAGUUGGAUUACCCACAUAAUAAUGCUACUAGAAUAGCAAGAGAAUGUCAAAGAGUCUUGAACUAUCCAUCUAGACAAGUUAUGAACAAUUUCCAAACAAGUAUAGAUAAGAGAUCAUUAGAAAAGGAGAAGCUUGAAAAGGCAAUUAAAGAUGCCGAAAUCAGCUCCAGCUAUUUCUCUGGCUUAUUAGGAAAGGCUGUUUAUCAAAAGGGAUUGGUGGAAGAAAUCGAUUUGGAAAGUAUGAAUCAAGUCGAUUGA
Messenger RNA from Suhomyces tanzawaensis NRRL Y-17324, 2613 nucleotides. RefSeq names its product mitofusin (gene FZO1). The transcript has a single exon. Gene Ontology annotation, cellular component: mitochondrial outer membrane. Lineage: Eukaryota; Fungi; Ascomycota; Pichiomycetes; Serinales; Debaryomycetaceae. Bases 1 to 2613 code for a protein of 870 amino acids. Gene Ontology annotation, molecular function: GTP binding; GTPase activity. The record is from RefSeq and is a predicted model, not a curated record. Gene Ontology annotation, biological process: mitochondrial fusion.